UGGCUGGGAGACGUUGACGCCCCACAGAGACGUUGGUGACGCCAGUUGAGUUUCCAAAGAGCCACGGCCAGACGUUUGCAGUGGUGACAAGAGACUUGUUGUCAGACUUGGUUACAGAGGUCUGAUCUACCGGUUCAAGUUCCUGAUGCUGUUCACUCUCCUGUGUGCUGCCACGACUGUCAUCUUCUUCAUCAUCAGCCAGGUUAACGAGGGCCACUGGAAGUGGGGGAAGGAGCACACGGUGGAGAUCAACAGUGCGUUCCUGACAGGCGUGUACGGGAUGUGGAACGUCUACGUGUUCAGUGUGAUCUGUCUGUACGCACCGAGCCACAAGAGGAAAGGUCUGGAGGGGCAGCAGUCCUCCAACAUACAGCUGGAGCGUGAGACUUCAGAGGACGGGAGUAACGAGGAGAUCGAGUUACGCCUGACGAACAGCCAGGCCAGCGGCGAUGCUGGAGAGCUGUCCGUCAUCUACAAGAUCGCUGGCAAGGAGGCUCAAGAGUAGCCAAUCGGAGGGGGAGAGAGAUAGAGGUGGCCAAUCAGGGGAUCCAGUCUGGGGAGAC
Branchiostoma belcheri (Belcher's lancelet) is the source of this 563-nucleotide messenger RNA. Its product is annotated as protein wntless homolog. Gene Ontology annotation, molecular function: Wnt-protein binding. The transcript is spliced from 4 exons. The record is from RefSeq and is a predicted model, not a curated record. Bases 146 to 505 code for a protein of 119 amino acids. Gene Ontology annotation, biological process: Wnt signaling pathway; Wnt protein secretion; intracellular protein transport. Gene Ontology annotation, cellular component: organelle membrane; endomembrane system. NCBI's taxonomy places the organism in Eukaryota, Metazoa, Chordata, Leptocardii, Amphioxiformes, Branchiostomatidae.